Molecule: messenger RNA, 672 nt
Organism: Trichoderma gamsii
Lineage: Eukaryota; Fungi; Ascomycota; Sordariomycetes; Hypocreales; Hypocreaceae
Product: vacuolar sorting protein SNF7
Exons: 4
Coding region: 1-672 (223 amino acids)
Biological process (GO): late endosome to vacuole transport via multivesicular body sorting pathway; vesicle budding from membrane
Cellular component (GO): ESCRT III complex; multivesicular body; cytoplasmic side of plasma membrane
Source: RefSeq, a predicted model, not a curated record
AUGUGGGGCUGGUUUGGAGGCGGCGCUGCCGCCACAAAGAAGAAGGAUUCGGCCAAGAAUGCCAUUCUCGGCUUGCGCGCGCAGCUUGACAUGCUGCAAAAACGCGAGAAGCAUAUCAUGAACCAGAUUGAAGAACAGGAUCAGAUCGCCAGGAAGAACGUCAAUACAAACAAGACAGUGGCCAAGGCUGCCUUGCGACGCAAGAAGACGCAAGAGGGGACGUUGGACAAGACUAUCGCGCAGAUUGCGACGCUGGAGGCGCAGAUUAACUCGAUCGAAUCGGCCAACAUCAACCGCGAAACCCUGGCAGUCAUGGAGAAGUCUUCAGAUGCCAUCAAGGCCAUCCACCAAGGCCUGUCGCCGGAGAAAGUGGAUGAGAUCAUGGACAAAAUCCAUGAACAGAAUGCGCUUAGCGAUGAGAUUGUCAACGCGAUUACACAAAACCCGAUCGGCGAGCAGUUUGACGAUGCCGAGCUGGAGGACGAGCUGGAACAAAUGCAGCAAGAGAAUCUUGAAGAGCAAAUGCUGAACACGGGCCAGGUGCCCGUAGCAGAUGCAGUCCACAAGAUGCCCACACCAUCGCACGCAGAACCUAUAUCGAGCAAAAAGGUCGCCGUGGAGGAUGACGAGGAGGCUGAGCUUUUGAAGCUUCAGGCUGAAAUGGCAAUGUGA